AGCCACAAGAAAUUACAAAGGAUACAAUAGAUCUUCUAGAUUAUUAUCUAGAAGAGUUAACAGAAAUAGAACAAUACAUUUGCUUUGAUGAAAAUAUUACUGCCAGCAAAGACAACGAAAAUGAGGAAGUGCUGACUGACCAAAUUAAUAUUAACUUUGAAGAAUGUGAUAAUAGCAUGCAGGUCAAUGUAAGUAAUGAAAUUGUAGUGGCUUCAGAAGAUAUACCAAAAGAUACUGCAUUUGACUCUUGGACAGAGAUUGAAGUUUUUUUUGAGGAAUAUGGAAGACAAAAUGGAUUUAUAGUGAUUAAAUAUUGUAUAAGGAAAGAUAAAGGUGGUCUGAUUCAUAAACAGACUUUUAUAUGUGAGUUUGGAGAGAAAUACAGUCCUAAUAAAAGUAAAACUGCUGCUCAAAAAAGUAAGCCAAAAAACACUAAAUCAAAAAAG
Messenger RNA from Racocetra persica, 446 nucleotides. Lineage: Eukaryota; Fungi; Glomeromycota; Glomeromycetes; Diversisporales; Gigasporaceae. The record is from the annotation of a GenBank genome assembly.